CUAGUUAUCUCUGCCUCUCGCUCUCUCUUAGUGGGGGGAGGAAUUUAUCGCAACAGCAGGCAUCAACCCUGACAGUACUAAGAGGAGCUCAAAUACAACACACAUGGCUUGGCGACACACAUGCACUCUCGUCCUUUUCCUUUCUCUCCAAUGCACACAUUUUGUGCAAGCUACAAAGAAGCUGACCUUACAACAAACUGCACACUGCACAUAGGAGACAGGGUGAAGGGAGAGGAGAGGUGGCAGCUCUUAGUCAGUUAGCAGUGUGUGACUAACUCUGCUGGAAAAGUCUGUAUGACAGGAGCAGUGGGAGAGACGAUAAGGACAAGACAAUAACUAUAACACAAAGAGGAAAAACGCUUCAACAACCAAGACGUCGGAGGAUUGCUGCCGACACACAAGUGAUGUGUUCCUUUGAAGGCAGUUGACACCAAGACAUUGUAGACAGCAAGUAAAGGAAUAAAGUUUACAUGGACUGACCCAUGGAGACAAGGAGCUGGAGGCUGUACUCUGGGAAAAGCUCAUCUUUUCUAUUCAAUUGCUGAAUAUCUCACAAAAGCAUCAGCGGUGCAGUUUUCACAUUUUUUCAGGACUGUCUGCUUUGACUGCCAUGCCCCUGUUUAGCUGGAUGAAAUGGACCCACGAAACAAGAGUGCAGGCUCAGGAUGAAGCACCUCUAAAGACCUCGGGGGUCUUACCCAGUUGCAUGUUGAUCAGAGAGCUUCUGUGGCAUGUGGAAGAACGUGAGCGGCUGGCAAGGGAAACCAUGGGUCUCCACUGGUUUCAGAAGUACCCCAGUUUACGGACCCUCAUCCCCACAUCAGAGCUACAUCAGCUGGAGUUCCUGUGUGCCCAGAUCCCACCCAGCGACGCAGCCACCGUACUCUCUAGGUUUCGUGAGGUGCUUGCCACUAACAACAUUAGGCCUUGGGAGCUGGCGUCUGUCUUCAAGCAGGUGCUAAGGGACUUCUUGAGCCAAAAGGAAUAUGAUGAAGACCACAACUUCUUAGUACAGCCAGCACAGCGGCGACCAAUGGAGGCUUGGACCAGCCGCUACAUAAUGAAGCAGGGCUUUGUCACACCCACGGUCGCCAACUGUGGAGACCAACCAAGGGAGGAGAUCCCAACAAUCUCUGGAUAUGUGGAUCGGGCCAUGCGGCACUAUGGUUCGUUUGAAGGGUCCAACAGGGACUGGGACCUUCCAUAUUACUAUCCAGUUUCUCUCAGGCCCAUAGGGACGUACAGCAAUACACUGCGAGACGACACACUGCUGUAGUUUUGUGUUAAACAUAUAAUACAAUUUUUGCAUUUCGUCUAUAUCCGUAUUAGUUGCAGAUAUAUCAUGUAGAGAUGCCCGAUCACAUUUUAGCCUCCGAUACCGAUUGUAGAUCAUCAAUGAGCAGUAUCUGUCAUUAGAGGGCCGCUGCCGAUUACUUUUGUGUUGUUUUGUUUAGUUAUAGCCGCUGAUAUCGCUGAUAUACUGUAGCUGUGUAAAGUAUUGGCCAGUUUGCCUGUUUGUAGUGUACUGGGAUCUCCACCAGGUGGUAGUGUAACCGGCUGUAUAAUGGUGUGUCACUCUAAGUAACCUCGCUUUACCAGACCAUUCACACGCUGCGGAGCCGAGGAGGGUCUGGCUACUCCACAUAGCAUUCCGGGAUGGGAGAAAAACGUGCUCUG
This is a messenger RNA of Perca fluviatilis (European perch), 1677 nucleotides long. It is a transcript of the gene rd3l, whose product is annotated as RD3 like. NCBI's taxonomy places the organism in Eukaryota, Metazoa, Chordata, Actinopteri, Perciformes, Percidae. The record is from RefSeq and is a predicted model, not a curated record. The transcript has 3 exons. The coding region runs from base 611 to 1276 and encodes 221 amino acids.